GUCGAGCAUGCGAAGUGUGAACAGUGCAGGUGACUUUUCUCUCUUCUCUGAAGCAUCGAAAACGACGAGAAUUCAUUCCUUUUUGGUCUUUGAGUGUCCCGUAACGGCACUACGACCAUUGGAUUUAUGUAAAGUACGCAAUUAACGACAAAGCACCUGAUCUAGGCAUCGUACAAAAGUAUAACACAGAUCAACCUUCUUAACUGUACUUGCUUUUGGUUUGGCUUAACGUAUUUUGUUGUAUUACAAGACAUAAAGUAGAUAAUUCGAGAACCAUGGUUAAAGAGACAACUUAUUACGACAUCCUUGGUGUCAAACCUGGAUGCUCUAAUGAUGACCUUAAGAAAGCAUAUAGGAAACUUGCUUUAAAAUACCACCCUGACAAAAAUCCUGAUGAGGGUGAAAAGUUCAAACAAAUCUCACAAGCAUACGAGGUGCUGUCAAACCCAGACAAGAAGAGAAUUUAUGACCAAGGUGGUGAGCAAGCCUUGAAGGAAGGAGGUAUGGGUGGUGCUGGUUUUUCCUCGCCAAUGGACAUCUUUGAAAUGUUCUUUGGUGGUGGCGGUAUGCAUGGAGGAGAUGGCAGACGUAAACGUAAAGGUCAGGAUGUAAUUCAUCAACUGUCGGUUUCGCUGGAGGAGUUGUACAAGGGCACUGUGCGGAAAUUGGCCCUGCAAAAGAAUGUGAUCUGCGACAAGUGUGAUGGAAUCGGUGGCAAGAAAGAAGCAGUCGAAAAGUGCCCUGUGUGCAAUGGUAGUGGUGUUCAGGUGCAGAUCCAACAGUUAGCUCCGGGAAUGCUGCAACAAUUGCGCUCCACGUGUAAUGAAUGUCGAGGACAAGGUGAACGCAUCAAAGCUAAGGAUCGUUGCAAACAGUGCAAUGGCCGAAAGACUUGUAGGGAUAGGAAGAUUUUAGAAGUUCAUGUGGACAAGGGAAUGCAGGAUGGGCAAAAGAUCGUGUUCGGAAAUGAGGGUGACCAGGAACCUGACAGAGAUCCUGGUGACAUUAUUAUUUUGUUGGACGAGAAGGACCAUGAAGUCUUCAAACGAUCGGGCAAUGACCUGGUUAUGCGAAUGAGCCUGGAACUCGUGGAGGCGCUUUGUGGAUUCCAGAAGGUUAUUCAAACCCUCGACCAACGAGAUUUGGUAGUGACAUCUCUGCCAGGUCAAGUUGUGAAACAUGGUGAUGUCAAGUGUAUCCCAGGCGAGGGUAUGCCUGUAUGGAAAGAUCCAUUCACCAAGGGACGUCUGGUGAUCCAGUUUGUGAUCAAAUUUCCGGAUAAGAUUGACCCGGAGUUUAUACCUAAUCUUGAGGCGUGCCUGCCACCAAGGGAAGAAGUUAUCGUGCCUGAUGGCGCUGAGGAGGUCAACCUUGUUGAUCUCGAUCCGGAACAGGAGGGUCGGCGAAGAGAUACACGCCAAGCUUACGAUGAAGACGAGGGUGGUCCUUCUCGCGUACAGUGCACUACGCAUUAACGAUCUUUCUAUUGGAACAUAAACACUCGCUCUCGUUGAUGAUGAUGUAAUGAUACCCGGUCAUCUGAGUUUCUUUUCUCCUUGGUUGCGAGUAGAAAUUUCAUUGCGAGUUCAUUAAAAGAUUUUUCAAGGAUCAAUGAUCAAUUACGUUUUUACAUAACGAACGCUCUUAAAACUUAUUCAAGCAUUUUAAUAUUUCAUUGUGCCCUUAUAGGUUAUAACUUCUCCAUUUCGUGACACUUAAUCUUGCAUAUCUGCUCAAGUAUUCGUACUGUACUUACAUAUGUAAAAGAUCCAUAUCAGGGAAGGUAACGCGAGACAGAGGACUUUAACAAAUUUUAUUUCUAAUUAUUUUAAUCCUUCGUUCUACUUUGUCUUUGCAUAGCUCUGAUGGAAAUUCAAAUUAAAGCAAUAUUGCAUAACUUAGUUAAAUAAAUUUAAACAAUCAUUUUUGCCUUAUAUGAGUACUUAUGAUGUAGUUAAAGAGCUGAUAAUUUGAAAAACAUACUGAAUUUAGUAAGUUACUAUAUUUCUGUGAGUAUAUCACGUAUUGUAUACUUUUCCUGGAGCUUGGUAAAGAAAUAUUAUGUAAAUCACAUGUUACGAUAUACCUUGAAGAAUCUUCUAGUCACAAUGAAAUUUCAACCCACAGGAGAAUGAAAAUAAUGGCCUUUUUUCAUCCUUAAUAAGUGCAAAACAUAAUU
This is a messenger RNA of Phymastichus coffea, 2179 nucleotides long. RefSeq names its product dnaJ homolog subfamily A member 4 (gene Droj2). Lineage: Eukaryota; Metazoa; Arthropoda; Insecta; Hymenoptera; Eulophidae. The transcript is spliced from 4 exons. The record is from RefSeq and is a predicted model, not a curated record. Gene Ontology annotation, cellular component: cytoplasm; cytosol. Gene Ontology annotation, molecular function: ATP binding; Hsp70 protein binding. Gene Ontology annotation, biological process: protein refolding; response to heat. Bases 276 to 1475 code for a protein of 399 amino acids.